This is a messenger RNA of Saprolegnia parasitica CBS 223.65, 1312 nucleotides long. Its product is annotated as cfr family radical SAM enzyme. Gene Ontology annotation, molecular function: RNA methyltransferase activity; iron-sulfur cluster binding. The record is from RefSeq and is a predicted model, not a curated record. Bases 7 to 1275 code for a protein of 422 amino acids. Gene Ontology annotation, biological process: tRNA methylation; rRNA base methylation. NCBI's taxonomy places the organism in Eukaryota, Oomycota, Saprolegniomycetes, Saprolegniales, Saprolegniaceae. The transcript is spliced from 4 exons.
ACCGGUAUGGUCAAGAAGCGUGUCCUGUCGCCGGCGCCGCUGCUGGACCCGAAGCUGCUGCCCGAGUUCCUCGAGGCCCAUGGCAUGAAGCAGGUGCAUGCGCAGAAGAUCUGGAAGUACAUUGCGUCGCAGGUCCAGGCGCAGAACGCCAACGUCUCGAUCCGCGACAUCCCGCAGCUCCCGAAGGAGCUCUACCCGCUCCUCGAAGCCAACUUUCGCAUCUUCUCGACGACGAUCGCCGAGAAGCACGUGUCGCGCGAUGGCACUGUGAAGCUCCUCGUGACGCUUCAGGAUGGCCACAACGUCGAGGCCGUCAUCAUGAAGCACUCGGGCCGCAACACGCUCUGCGUCUCGAGCCAGGUGGGCUGUCAAAUGGGCUGCACCUUUUGCGCGACGGGCACCAUGGGCAUCAUUGCCGACUUGGCGGCCGGCGAGAUCCUCGAGCAGCUCGCGCACGCGUUCUGCGUCGCGCCGAUCCGCAACGUGGUGUUCAUGGGCAUGGGCGAGCCGCUCAACAACUACGACGCAGUCCUUGGCGCGAUCAAGGCCAUGACGUCUGUGUUUGGCCUCGCGCCCAAGUACAUUACGCUCUCGACGGUCGGUGUCAUCCACCGCAUUCGCCAGCUCAAGGAGGAUGCGCCGCUGGUCCGCCUUGCGCUCUCGCUGCACGCGCCGACGCAGGAGAUCCGCGUCAAGAUUGUACCGACGGCCAAGGCAUACCCACUCGAUAAGCUCAUGGCAGCCAUCGACGACCACCUCAAGGACCGCGAGAACCGCAUGGUCAUGAUGGAAUACAUCAUGCUGCGCGGCGUCAACGACGCACUCGAGACCGCGCACGACCUCGGUCGGCUGCUUGCUGGUCGGUCGGUGCACGUCAACUUGAUCCCGUACAAUGCGACCGACGUCGACGCCGAGUAUCAGUCGCCGACGAAGGAAGAGAUCAUGGCCUUCCACGGCAUCCUCCGCACGGAGUACAACAUCAAGGUCACGGUGCGCGAGAACCAUGGCAUGGACAUUGACGGCGCGUGCGGCCAGCUCGCGGUCAAGAAGCUCGACGACGCGCUCCCCAAGACCAACAAGAAGCCGGUCCAGCGCGAUAUCGAAGACCUCGGUGCCACGUCCCGUGCGCCCAAGAGCGGCGCGGGCAAGAAGGCGUCGACGCGGGGCAUUCCAACGCCGCCGGCCACCAACGGCGUCCCGACGUCGCUCCUUGUGGCCGCCGCCGCCUUGGUGCUGCUGCCAGCGGUCGCGUACGUGCUGCGCAAGCGGCUGUAAAUGCUCCUUGAAUACUACACUAUCAUGCGCAUGGAUA